AUCCCGGUUUCCGGUUCCGGCAGUACCAGGAUCCUAGUCGAGAUGGAGGAAGAUGCGAACCGAGUCUGGCUGCCGCUGGGAAUGGAGGGUCGUGCGCGGACUGCGUUCUAGAAGUUCAGGCCUGGAUUUCUCAGACGCGGCCGAACCGCCUGGGUCUGGGAAGGUAAGCGACAUCGGUGCUUGGGUGCCUAGAGGGAUCAGCGGUACCUAAGGACCGACUUGUCGAGGAGGCAGCGGAUGUCUGCUCUGCGGGGCUACAGCGCCAUGGGAAGCCGCCCUGCAGUUCUGGCUACGAAAGGCAAGUCCGGCGAGGCAUCUCUUCCUGGCAUAGGAGCAUGAGAGGCUGACGAGAAGCAUGGCAAGGGGCAUACCCAAGGACCCUGAGUUCGCCGUGCCAGAGCCGGACCGAAGGUCUUCAGGCACAAUGGAGGACAAGCGAAACAUCCAGAUCAUCGAGUGGGAACACCUAGACAAGAAGAAGUUCUAUGUGUUUGGCGUGGCAAUGACCAUGAUGAUCCGGGUUAGCAUGUACCCCUUCACCCUCAUCCGUACUCGGCUGCAGGUUCAGAAGGGCAAGAGCCUCUACCAUGGGACCUUUGAUGCCUUCGUCAAGAUCCUCCGGGCAGAUGGAGUGACUGGCCUCUACCGGGGUUUUCUGGUCAACACCUUCACGCUCUUCUCUGGCCAGUGCUAUGUCACCACUUACGAGCUGACCCGGAAAUUUGUCUCGGACUACAGCCAGAGUAACACAGUCAAAUCACUGGUCGCCGGGGGCUCCGCCUCCCUCGUGGCCCAGAGCAUCACGGUGCCCAUUGACGUCGUCUCCCAGCACCUGAUGAUGCAGCGCAAGGGUGAGAAAAUGGGUCGCUUCCAAGUUCGUGGGAACCUGGAGGGACAAGGGGUAAUUGCCUUUGGCCAAACCAAGGACAUCAUCAGACAAAUUCUGCGGGCUGAUGGCCUUCGAGGCUUCUACCGAGGCUACGUGGCCUCGCUGCUCACAUACAUCCCAAACAGUGCUGUGUGGUGGCCCUUUUAUCACUUCUAUGCAGAGCGGCUGUCGUACCUGUGUCCUCAGGAGUGCCCCCACAUUGUCUUCCAAGCCAUCUCUGGGCCCUUGGCUGCGGCCACUGCCUCCAUCCUCACCAACCCCAUGGAUGUCAUCCGAACCCGUGUGCAGGUGGAAGGCAAGAGCUCCAUCAUCCUGACCUUCAGGCAGCUGAUGGCAGAAGAGGGGCCCUGGGGCCUCAUGAAGGGCCUCUCCGCCCGAAUCAUCUCGGCCACACCCUCCACCAUCGUCAUCGUGGUGGGCUACGAGAGCCUCAAGAAACUCAGCCUCCGACCAGAGCUGGUGGACUCGAGACACUGGUAGCCAGUGGUGGACAGAGAGCCUCUGGUUUCACACAUUCUUCUGGGCCGGGGUAGAGCAGGGAGGAUAGUACCCUUGUGAACGCCACCACCACACACCCACCCUGCUCCCAGCCAGGUGGCCUAUCUGGGACAAGAGAAGAAACUUUGGACUGUUCUUGCUGAAGAGGUUCUGUGCCUGGCUUCCCUGUUCCCAGUCAUUUUAUUUCUCCUGCAGAUCUGGGCCCCUCACUAGGUCCUGGUACUUAGUCACGGCCUGAAGGUCAACCUCCACGGGACCUGUUAGCCCCUCACUGGUGCCCCUUUCUCUGGCCACCCCUCAGGCCUGGAGAAGAGCUGCUCGAGAGUCUGUCUGUCCUCUGCUUUUUCCGCUUGAGUCUUUAAGCCAAGGCUCUAAGCAACUGCCCAAGAUCUAUUUUUUAAGCUUGCUUAUCUUAAAUUGGGGACUGAGUUGUCCACUGGACUACUCUGCUGUGCCCUGCUUUUGGGGACAUGGGAGCAGCAAACACUCUGCAGGGAGUCACUAGGAGGAACGCCAAGGCUUGACUUGGUGACAUCUGUGAACCAGGCAACUAAUCCUGACAGCGUCAGGCCUGCUGUUGGAACCCACUCCUUGAAGAAGUGGAAAACUGUGACAUCGAUCCCGAUUCUUUAUCCCUUCCCUGUCCCUUCAGGUCUGGGAGCCUGAAGACAAGAAUGGGCUGUUGGCCUCCAGUGGCCCAGGAGACUACGGUGGAGGGCACAGUUCCGAGCGGAUCAGACUUUCUGGAAGACACUGGACUUGGAACGUUGCCCUGAAGCAGGUCGAGAGAGCCGCUGGCUUGGAAAGCAAUGAGAGGGUGUGUGUCCCGUCACUGUCCUCUCCUCAGGCCAGCUGAGCCAAGCCCGGGAGGCAGCAGGGGAGGUUCGGAGCCCCAGGCGCUGAUGUCACACACAUACCUGUCACUUAGAUGAACAGCAGGGGUCUCACAAUGGGACUCUGGAACAUGAACUACCCUGGUUUUUCUUGUCUGUGGUUGUGAAGUGUCAUCCCGGUCAUGGUACCCUGUGCUGGCAACAGAAAAAAGAACCGUCGGGAAGGCACCCAAGGCCAGGCCCCCUGCAGUUACCAGCCUCAUACUGCCAACGUCAGUGAAGCUCCUUCAGGAGCUGCUUCUCUGUCUCCAAGCCUGUGCCGGAGGCAGAGAGGCACAGCAUGUGGAAUGGGAAGAUGGUGGCCUGGGUGAUGCUUUCAACCUUUUCUAGUGGCCCCAUGCCUCGGGAAAUGCCAUGGUGCCAAUGUGGAAGGUGCUAGCUAACUGAAGCAAGCCUUCAUGGUUUUCACUGCUGCUCCACGUUCUUCCGUUCCGACUAGACCCCUGUACGUAACUCUUCCACUCACGGUAGUCUGUAUUUGUUUCCUUUGGAACCCUUGACUCUUGUCUCAGCAUAUUAGUUGUUUUGAGACAGGCUGGUUUGAUUCACUCUGUAGCAGAGGAUGCCCUUGAACUCCUGAUCCUCCUCCACCUCCUGAGUUCUGGCUUUGUGGUAUGCUGCCAGGCCCCACUUCCUGCACUUUAUUGAGAGAGCCCUCCAGUUUUGUCCAUAAUCAUCUGAAGGGUGGAGCCCACAGAUCGUUUUGAAUCUUUCUGCUCCUCACCUCUACAUUAAGAACUGUCAAUACAACGGAAGCACAGACACCCCCGAGGAAAACUAUCAUGACUUUUGCUCCGUGUUGUCUUUCCUCUUUGGUCCUUCCUUACUGGGACAGAGGGUGGACAGCACAAGAGGUUCUUGCUUCUCAUGCCUUAGGUUAUUUCUUCCUCCUGACUACAUUUUCUUGUGCGGUGUAUAAAUCUCUCCCUCUCCUGUCCCUUCUCUUUCCUUCUUCCCGCUUGUUUGAAAGAACAAUACACGUAAGGGCACCUCCCCCAUCCUGACCCCUACUCUCCCCAACGUCAGGGACUAGGAUGGGCCAGCGGGCGCCCGUUUUUCCAAAACUGGAGAGCAAACAAAUUUUAUCCCUUUGGUCCGUAACCUAAUUUAGAAACUAGAAAAGCCAGGAAAACUGGAGGGACAUGGGGAAGAAAACUUAAGCGUUUGAUAAAAUGGACUCUUGAGGAUAUUAGCUGCGAAUAUUCACUGUUGCACUGUACGAAAUCUUUGAAAUGUAAUUAAAAGUUUUUAUUGAGCCCCUAAA
Messenger RNA from Peromyscus maniculatus bairdii (prairie deer mouse), 3544 nucleotides. RefSeq names its product solute carrier family 25 member 44 (gene Slc25a44). Gene Ontology annotation, cellular component: mitochondrion. NCBI's taxonomy places the organism in Eukaryota, Metazoa, Chordata, Mammalia, Rodentia, Cricetidae. The record is from RefSeq and is a predicted model, not a curated record. Gene Ontology annotation, biological process: branched-chain amino acid catabolic process; branched-chain amino acid transport; transmembrane transport. Gene Ontology annotation, molecular function: branched-chain amino acid transmembrane transporter activity.